AUGGCUACAAACAAAGAAGGUAAACCACUUGAGAUUUUGAAGUUCGCUGAUGAUUCCGGGUCUUAUAAGAGACAAUCAUCGAAAUUCCGUAAUUUCAUUUCCAAUGCCGAAAAUUCCAAAUUUAAACCUGAAUUGAACCGUUAUCACUUGUAUGUGUCCAUGGCAUGUCCAUGGGCCCACAGAACAUUGAUUACUAGAGUUUUGAAAGGAUUGACUCAAAUUAUAUCAGUUUCGGUUGUGCAUUGGCACAUGGAUAAUAAUGGAUGGAGAUUUAUGAAUAAGGAAGAAGCCAGUAAAAGGUCAUCAAAUAGCGAUAUUCUGAACGGCACUGAAGACCACUUGCACGGGUUUGAUAGAAUCAAGCAAUUGUACUUCAAAGCAGAUCCAGAGUAUUCGGGUAGAUUUACCGUCCCGGUUUUAUGGGACAAGAAAUUAGAAACCAUCGUGAACAACGAAUCAAGUGAAAUCUUGAGAAUGCUUAACAGUGAGUUCAAUUCGUUAUUGUCGUCUGAAUAUGCCGAGUUAGAUUUGUAUCCAAAAGACAUGAGAGAGGCUAUCGAUGAAAUCAAUUCGUGGAUUUAUGACAAUAUAAACAAUGGUGUUUAUAAGACCGGUUUCUCUACUAAGCAAGAAGUUUAUGAUAAAGAGGUAGUCAAUGUUUUCAACCAUCUUGACAAAGUUGAACUGAUCUUGGCCAAGAACCACGAAGGUCCUAACAAAAUCGAAUUUUUAUUAGAUAACAAAAUUACAGAGGCCGAUAUUAGAUUAUUUACUACAAUUGUCAGAUUCGAUGCCGUUUAUGUUCAACAUUUCAAAUGUAAUUUAAAGAUGAUCAGAUACGAUUAUCCUAAUAUUCACAAUUGGUUGAGAUUAUUAUAUUGGAAAAUUCCAGGUUUCAACGAAACAACUGACUUCCACCAUAUUAAAUGUCAUUACACCAAGUCUCACGUUGGUAUAAAUCCUAAUGGUAUUACACCUUUAGGUCCUGUACCAGAUGUUUUGCAUUAUUAG
Molecule: messenger RNA, 1011 nt
Organism: Debaryomyces hansenii CBS767
Lineage: Eukaryota; Fungi; Ascomycota; Pichiomycetes; Serinales; Debaryomycetaceae
Product: glutathione S-transferase family protein
Exons: 1
Coding region: 1-1011 (336 amino acids)
Cellular component (GO): cytoplasm
Molecular function (GO): glutathione transferase activity
Source: RefSeq, a predicted model, not a curated record